GAUUCGCGGCAGGACGCAGCUGGAGGCUCCAGUUCUCCCAGGUGUCCGCGGCGCUCCGCGAUCCCGGCCAUCCCGAGUCCGGCACCAGGUGAGGGGGGGAGGUGCUCCCCGAAGUCCCAGUUAGAGGAGCUGCGCUGGCUGCGGUGCGCGCAGAGGCCACUGACUGCGCCUUCCCGCCUUCCCACCUUCGCGGAGCCGCUCGGGGCUGCUCGGGGCGGGUGGGGGGACGGAUAACUGGAGGACGCCUCCAAUCCCCGCGGGCGCCACGCCCGCCGCGCCAGCGGCGCCGGGAAUAAGAACAGAGCGCGGAGCCGCAGAGGUAAAGCUCGGGCUCCGGCAGAGCGUCGCGGAGCCACAGUUUGUACGCAGGGCCCAGGAGACCGAGCGACCAUGGACGCGACGCGGGGCAUCGGCACCUUCGUGGUGUGGGACUACGUGGUGUUCGCGGGGAUGCUGCUCAUCUCAGCUGCCAUCGGCAUCUACUACGCCUUCGCGGGGGGUGGCCAGCAGACCUCCAAGGACUUCUUGAUGGGCGGCCGCAGAAUGACUGCCGUGCCCGUGGCCCUGUCCCUCACCGCCAGCUUCAUGUCGGCCGUCACCGUCCUGGGCACCCCCUCGGAGGUCUACCGUUUUGGGGCCAUAUUCAGCAUCUUUGCCAUCACCUACUUCUUUGUGGUGACCAUCAGCGCGGAGGUGUUCCUCCCCGUGUUCUACAAACUGGGAAUUACCAGCACCUACGAGUAUUUAGAGCUCCGAUUUAACAAAGUUGUCCGUCUCUGUGGAACAGUCCUCUUCAUUGUUCAAACAAUUCUGUAUACUGGAAUUGUUAUUUAUGCCCCUGCCCUGGCUUUGAAUCAAGUCACAGGAUUUGAUCUAUGGGGCGCAGUAGUGGCAACAGGGGUGGUCUGUACAUUCUACUGCACACUGGGUGGUCUUAAAGCUGUUAUCUGGACAGAUGUUUUUCAAGUUGGGAUCAUGGUGGCUGGAUUUGCAUCUGUAAUUAUACAGGCUACAGUGAUUCAAGGUGGAAUCAGCACUAUUCUAAAUGAUUGCUCUAAGGGUGGAAGAUUAAACUUCUGGAAUUUUGAUCCCAAUCCUUUGCAAAGACAUACAUUCUGGACAAUUAUUAUAGGAGGGACCUUUACAUGGACCAGCAUCUAUGGUGUCAACCAAUCCCAAGUGCAGAGAUAUAUUUCCUGUAAAAGCAGAUUCCAGGCAAAAAUGUCUCUCUACAUCAAUCUUCUGGGGCUCUGGGCAAUCCUCGCCUGCUCAGUGUUAUGUGGGCUUGCCCUAUAUUCCAGGUACCGUGACUGUGAUCCUUGGACAGCCAAGAAAGUGUCUGCACCAGACCAGCUAAUGCCUUAUUUGGUACUGGACAUUCUGCAAGAUUUUCCGGGACUUCCUGGACUUUUUGUGGCCUGUGCUUACAGUGGAACAUUAAGCACAGUGUCCUCCAGUAUUAAUGCUUUAGCAGCAGUAACUGUGGAAGAUCUAAUUAAACCUCACUUCAGAUCGCUCUCAGAAAGGUCUCUCUCUUGGAUUUCCCAAGGAAUGAGUGUGCUGUUUGGAGCUCUGUGCAUUGGAAUGGCUGCACUGGCAUCACUAAUGGGAGCUUUGCUGCAGGCAGCACUCAGCAUAUUUGGCAUGGUUGGUGGACCACUUCUGGGCUUGUUUGCUUUGGGCAUUUUGGUUCCCUUUGCCAACUCAAUUGGAGCACUUGUUGGCCUGAUGGCUGGAUUUGCUGUUUCUUUGUGGGUCGGAAUUGGAGCUCAACUUUAUCCUCCACUGCCUGAAAGAACUAUGCCACUAAGCCUUGAAACCAGUGGCUGUAACAGCACAUACAAUGUGACAAAUUGGGUGACAACCACAGAAAUGCCAUUUUCUACUAGUGCUUUUCAAGUACACAAUGUGGGAAGCCAUUCUAUGUGUUUUAAGAACCUGAAUCAGGCAGAUCUGCAUCCCACCGAGUUCCCUGGUCAUGGCUCUGCAGAUAAAGCCACUGGUUGGGACUACUUCUUGGGCAUUGCAGCUAGGAACUCAGUUUUCCAAGAUCUGACUGCUGGUUGUUGCAAGCCCCUCCCCGUUUUCCCAUCACAAUCAGAUUCCCAGUGGUCAAGUCCUGCAGAUUCCCCUGCAAUUCCUGGGGGUAAAAUUGGAAUGGGGAUUCCUAAAAAGUGA
Molecule: messenger RNA, 2178 nt
Organism: Leptonychotes weddellii (Weddell seal)
Lineage: Eukaryota; Metazoa; Chordata; Mammalia; Carnivora; Phocidae
Source: RefSeq, a predicted model, not a curated record